Molecule: messenger RNA, 10742 nt
Organism: Anopheles arabiensis
Lineage: Eukaryota; Metazoa; Arthropoda; Insecta; Diptera; Culicidae
Product: Krueppel-like factor luna
Exons: 5
Coding region: 2161-3549 (462 amino acids)
Biological process (GO): regulation of transcription by RNA polymerase II; DNA integration
Molecular function (GO): RNA polymerase II cis-regulatory region sequence-specific DNA binding; DNA-binding transcription factor activity, RNA polymerase II-specific
Source: RefSeq, a predicted model, not a curated record
UCGAGGCCGGCAGAUCGCUGCACGAAUUUUCGCACGCCACGCCGUGUGUGUCGGAAAAUUCCCCCCCUUCUCAAAAGUCGUGAGUGUGUGUGUGUGUGUGUGUGUGUGUUGGACCUGACAUUACGCGCCCGCUGCUCCCUGCUUCCAUGUGCGGGUGGGUGGGGUGAACCACUCCAGCUCCCGCGCCAGUCCGUGUGCGUUCUCUGUUUGUGUUUGUGCAUGCACACCAACAAGCACACGUGUGCGUUUCGGUGUCCAGUGCGUUCCUAUUCGCUUCGAAUCAAAAUCCACCAGAAAAGCUCCAGCAAGCAGGUUCCCGUUCGAAGCAGUGCCAGUGCCAGGAAAAGCCAGUGGAAAAUCCCGGUGGCAUUAAAAACGGCGCUCCACCGUCAAACAACGGAAAAGCAGCGUUUGGUGUGCGGGUUCAUAUAGUGCUGGUGGUGCUGUGUUUGUUCCGCUUCCGGUGCAGCACAGGCGGAAAAAUCUUCAGCUUCGCCUUUCCGGCUUGUGUGUCUGUGUGUGUGUGUGUGUCUGUAGCAGGACGGUUUGGUGUUUGGCAAACGUUCGGCAAAGCGCAGAAAUUUGAAGACAUCCGCAGCGAGCAAACCACAACCCGUGAAGCGUGAAAGAAGCCACUGAAUGGCUGCACGCAGACGAUCGCCAAAAUCCGAACCCGAAGUGCUUACUAUCAAACUGUUGUUGUCAGUGCAAGUGCAAUCAAGUGCAAGUGCAAAUCCAACACAAGUGCGUGAGUGCAAAAGGUGUGAACAAAUGCUGUUGAUGAAAUAAUCACGCCUGUGCAGGAGUUUGUGUUACGCGUACGCGAAAGUGCAGCAGCUCAGCUGUCCUCCAUUUUUGACGAGGCGUAUACCGAACCUGGUUGGACGCGACACAAUGGCCAAUCAAGUGUGGUAGCCAUUUUUUUGUUGGUGCUGUUUUGGUAGUGCGAAAUGUUACCACCAGCUGUAGUUGUGUGGCUCUUCCCGUUAGUGUUCCGUAGUGGUUCUUCCGACCGUGAGUUCUUGUAGGUGAAUUUCAAAGUAGUUAAAAAAAAUAUUCAAACUUCUACAAAGUAGUUACCGAAACAGUUUCUGUUCGCUGUGCACGUUCGAAGGCAAUGGCUACUAGGGUGCAAUAAAUUCCUCAACAAUUGUUUGCAUGUUCUGUGGCACAAAGUGUCUGUGUAAGAUGGUCCCGUAGAGGAGAUGAAACCCGCGUAAAGUGUUAAAUAUACAUGUGGGAUGCAUUGAAGAUAGGUGGAAAACCCAACAGUGAGCAAAAUAAGUUGGCAAGAUCGUGAUUGUAUUAAUUUCAACUCAAAAAUGUACGUGCGUGCGUGAGUAUGAAUGGGUUGGUUAGUUCCCGAUCGAGUGAGUUUGUGCCAUACAUCAGCUAAAGUUGUGUCUAAAUCCCUACCACGGGUGCGGAUCGUGAGCGGAGGUACAAACGAAUGAUUUAACACAUUGGUGGAGUGUUAUCCAGGAGCGAAAACCUAAACCAAGAAAAUAAAAAAGAGAAAAAAAAGGUAUUGUUAAGCCAAUAUUGCACAAAACGAGCGGAAGUGCGAGAAAAGUGGUGGCGUUGCAAGUGGAAAAGUUUUUUGUUUCCCUUCCAAUUUCUGUUCUGUGAAAAUCAAGAAGCAUACGAUUCACGUUUUUUUUCUUUCGUGUGUGUGUGAUUGUCUCUGAUACGCGAGUUUGUGUACGAGUUUAACACGUUUACAGCGCAGUAGAUGUAAACACAGAAUAGGGCACUAGCGUCAGCAUGUUGAUGAUGGUUGUGGUGUGAAGAAAAAAGCGAGAAAAAUCGAAGGCAAAAGAAGUGAAAACCCGAAACCAAAGAAGCAUGGGUGCGUUAUAUUAAUGGUUGAAUAAUUCGUUUCCAAAUUCGUGUGUCGUGUACCAAGCGUUUUUUGGGCAAAACCUCUGGAAGAGCUGAGCUGAAGUUUAAAAAAAAAAGGUUGUUGUUCUUGGUGAAGUGUGAGCCAGCAAGUGUUUUAAUUAUUCUGUGUCAGUGUUGCAUAGAGGGAAGGGUUUGUGUUGGCAGAGUGGCCCCGGGCGACCCGCGCUUGUGUCGAUGUGUUGCUAGAGCUCAGUAGUUGUUAGUUCGAUACUGAUUUGCAGAUUUGUUACGACCGAUUUUCACGGAACGGCCCCAACGAUGGAUAUACUGCCGAGCGGGAGCAUUUUCCGGGAGCUGCAGAUCAUCCACGAAACUGGAUGCUUCUCGUCCGAGUCGUCCUUCGAGGAUCAAUGGCAACAGACAUGCUACGAAAUGGAGCGAUACCUGAAGGAUGAGCCGAAGCUGCAGAAAUACAAGAAGCUGCCGACCGACACACCCUGGGACCUGUUCGCCGCACCCGGGCCCCUAUCCGGCUCGUGGAAGGUGGAGGUCGAACCGUACUGCUUCGACGAGCUCAACCUGAACGACCGGGCGUCCGAUUCGCGGUCCGAAUCGUCAUCCUCCUCGUCCUCCUCCUUCUCCUCCGACGGACCGCCCGGCUCGAACGGAGCGACGAACGGCUGGCAGGUUGGUGGCGCCAGCCUACUCAGCUGCGCCGUCAUGGUGAAGAAGGAACCGAUCGACGACCCGGACGAUGAUCCCGAGUCGGACAGCCAGGACGAGCGUAGUGACAAGUACAGCAACCGCAUCAAUCCCACCACGGAACUAGCGAACCGGAGUAGCAGCAGCAGUAGUAACAGCAGCAGUAGUAGUAAUAAUAGUAGCAGUAACCACCAUCACCAUCAUCAUCACAGCAGUAGUGGCAGCGGCAGCAGCAGCAAUCACCACACCAGUCUUCAUCACGGUCACCAUCGGCAGGCGAUCGAGCUGCGGCUUGUCGCGCGAACGACGAGCAGCAACGAUCUGCUGCCGACGCUGACGCCACCCUCCUCACCGGAGUCACACCUCAGCAAGGACAACUCGAACACCUCCAGCACGCCGACGGCCAACCCCACCACCACCACCACCAAUGGCAGCAGUUUAGCCGGCUCGAACGGGCUCACCUCGAUCAAGAAGGAACCGGCGGGCGAAAUUGCGCUGCUCGAUCGUCAGGGCGGGCAGAUACUGCGCGUAUCGGCCGGCCCGCACGUGGUCCGAUUGACGGCGGGGGUGGCCGGUGCGAAUGGCAAGAAUGUGGUGACGGGCGUGACGCGCGUGAUACAGGUCAGCCCCGGGCUGCAUGCGGCCAUUGCGCAGCGUAACUCAUCUGCCUCACCGAACGCGUCAGCACAACCGAGCUCGAAACAUCACCACCGACAGCAGGACCACAGUCCGGACGCGAAACGAAGGAUACACAAGUGUCAAUUUCUCGGCUGCAAAAAGGUCUACACGAAAAGCUCCCAUCUGAAGGCGCACCAGCGAACGCAUACAGGAGAAAAACCGUACAAGUGUUCGUGGGAGGGUUGUGAAUGGCGCUUCGCCCGAAGCGACGAGCUGACGCGCCACUACCGGAAGCACACCGGCGCCAAGCCCUUCAAGUGCCGGCACUGCGAUCGUUGCUUUUCCCGCUCUGAUCAUCUUGCGCUGCACAUGAAACGGCACGCCUAAGGCAUUCGUCUCCAAAACCUUCCACUGUCGUUCGCUCCGGCGAGCAGCACGAAGGCUCCAGCAGACGAAGACACAACGAGCAAGAGAGCUUUACACCAACGCAGAGGCGCCGGUAGGGGGAAAGUAUGAGAGGAGAGUUUUUAAAAGCACCCCGAAUUGGAAACAAAAGUGUGACGAUAGGCAAAACUAAACUGUGAAUAGUAAAUGUAGAAAAUCGAAACUGGGAAAACAAUGAACACACUAAUCACCAUUGGCUUUGAAACUGCGAAGCGGAGAUUUUCCACUCCGCACCCCGACUCGGGAAAAAGGCUAUAAAUGCCAAACGUGCAUCAACACUGUAGGGGCAGGCAGGGAAAUCUAUCUUUGGCUUACCCAAUUUCACCCCAUCAUAAUCACCUUAAUCGUAAAUCGUUCACCUUCUUCUCCGUUUAUCCGGUUAUCUCCAUAGCGCCGAUCAGCGUUGCUAGACGCUGUCUUUCGUUUCGUUUAUAGACGUCCAGUUGAGCUGAAUAGUGUUUUGAGCACGAGAGAGAUAUAAAAAAAAGAAACAGUUUUUUUACUGAUUGAAAACAAAACAAAAAGCGCCAUAUUGAAGCAUUGAAACAGUAUAGCAAACACACAAAAAGAAACGGAGAACAUUUUGUAGCAGAAGAAAAACCGCGCCAUUUGUGCUGUUAUGUGUUUGCAGAAAACCAACGUCCAAACUGUAUGCUGUUGUACUCGGUAAGCCAACAGACUCACAUUUAUAAACAUAAGCAAAAUGUGCAAAAUGUAUUGAUUUGUUUAAGUAGCUUAAGUUUCAAAGUUCGGUUUAAGUUACCCAUGUUUUAAGAAUGUGUUCAGUAGGAUUUCGUGCUACACCAAUGUGUAUAAUACCAUUGUAGUAUGUAAGAUUUACGUUCGUUUCUUUAUAUGUUUUUGUUUUAUUUGAGUUUGUGCAUCUUUUAUUGUGUUGUCAUCGAUAGUACAUGUUUUUGAUUAGUUUAAGAGUUUUUCAUUUAAAUUUUCAAAUAUUGAUUCAUUCUUUGUUUGUUUUGUAUUUUUGUUUUGAGUUUUACAUUUUAGUACCAAAAAAAUAAGUUUCACUUUUCGCGGAAUGAGUUUUAUAGGGCAAAAUAAUGAGUAUUUUCUAGUUUUGAGUAAAGUUUUAUGAGUUUUAAAUUUGAUCACGAUAACGAUGGAUUGUGCUUCCAAAACCGUUAUUUAUUUAUAGCUCUUCUUUUGUAUUUGUAUAUUCUGUUUUGCGUUUUUAAUCAUCUAAUAUGACCGUUUUGUAGUAAGUUAGUUUCUUGAAAUUAAGUACAAGCAUCGUUUUCUUCAUACACGUGGCCAUUAAUUGUUAGUACGAUUUUCGUAUUGUUUCGUAGCUUUUAGGUUAAAUUUAAUUGCCAUUUCUAGCAUCCGUGCUUAUCCCAGGCGUACACUAGAGUUAAAAUAAUUCCAAAUACCUUUUUAAAAAAACGUGCAAACAAGAAAGGAAACAUUUUUGUCCCAUUAACUCUGUACACAUGCCAAGAGAAGACAAGACGAACAGGAAACGAAAAAUACGAUCCAACACUUAUAAAAACAAACAUCACUGCCAACACAGAAAAUACCGUAACCAAGUGCGCCGUGCAACUUGCGUGACUUUGAAGUGCAGGGAAAUUCGGGAAAAAGUAAGCGUUAGGUUUGGGGUAAUAGAAAGGGGGCAAAAAGAAAGUCAAAACGAAACUUUUAAAUCAAACUGUUGUAUCCCUUUUUGUAUCUUUUCCCGUGGGGUUUUGGGUAGCAAACGGCAAGCGGCAGAUAUAGGGAUGCACUUUUUUUUGUAACUACGUGUUAUAAAUGAUCAAUUUAAUAGUAUCGAUCUAUUUCUUUCUUAACGUGCUAAUAUCAAUCAGUGUAUAUGUGCUUUCGUGCUGCUUAUAGCGAGAGAUAAUAUUCAUUAUUAUUCAGUGUUAAAACUACUGUAAAAAGCAUCAAACAAUCGAUGAUACGUUUAUAACGUUUGCUAAAUGGUUAUGCUUUGAGUUUGAGCAUCAAAACUACACUGUUUUGGUUUAUUUGCUUUCGGUAACUUCAUUGUUGGAGAGCCACAUAUAAUGGAGAUAAAAACGUAUUAACAACUGCUUUAUCUAUAUAGUGAUCGAAAAAACAUUUAUUACUACAAAACACACACUUUUCUGCGAUUAAGAUUGAAAAAGAAAGAACAAAUUGUUGAUGAAGUUCUCCCUCAAACCCACACACACACACACUCACGACACAAUUUUACACUUUACACACCCAAACGAAUGUGAUUGUUCCGAUUCCAGACGAUACAAAACGCAUCAAAACGCCAUCAGUAUUUGAGUAAGGGUAUAUUUGUAAAAACGGUUGCCAUUGCCGUUCUACAGCAAAAUCAAAGACAAACACUUUUGAUACGAAUAGCAAGUUAUGCAACUUGACCUGGCUGUAUGUUUAGCAAAAUUAUUUGCGAAACAAGGCCAUCGAGACAAAGCACACACACAUGACGAUCAUACAACUGCAUCAACAACAAACAAACAAAAAAACAACUAAAAACGAAGUAAAACUUUGGAGAAAAAAACAUAACAAAAAUGCAUAAAUCAAGAGAUAGAAGAAAACUACAUUUUGUAACACAUGAGUAUCACAAGCGAUCAUAAAAAAUGAAAACAACUUAAAAAGUAAGCAAAACCAAAAACAGGCUACCAUCACCACCACAAUCUUACCCAUUUUAGAGCAAAUAUUAGAAUAAUUCUGACGGGCUAUAAGUAAGCAAUUGGAGCAACGCAGGAAUGUUAUCCAUGAACUGUAAGGUAGAUUUAGAUUCAAAAAAAAAGAAGAGAAAACCAAAACAAAAACGAAACACUGCAACAGCAAACUAACAAAUAGAAAAAAACAGAUAGAAACGUAAACCUAUACAAAGAGCUCACUCACAACUAGCGCAAAACUGAUGACAGCCGUGCAGUUAAAAAACCAACGCAACAAAGUAAAAACAUAAAACAAAACAACGGCUAGCAAAAGCACCGCUACCAUUAAAAAAGGAAAAUAACAGUGAAAAACAUGUGUCAAAAGUAGUAUUAAUCAAAGACUGGAUAAAUUUUUAACGUGUAUUUUAAAUGGAAAACAAGAAAAAACGAACAAACGAACUAACGAUUGUAUAAACAGCACAACCACUAAUCACACUAAUCACACACUAUCACACAAACACUAUUGCAGCGCAGGAUGCUACGCAGGGAUAAUGACGAGAGGAAUUGUUGUAAGAAGCGCGCUGAAACAUUUUGGGUUUCAAAUGCAAUUCAUCCCCGGGGGUAUUAAAAUCGACCUGCCAUAGCAAGGUGCGGCCAGAUAUAUGUACGUGUGCAUGUGUGCGCGUGUAUGUGUGUGUGUGAAAAGUACGGACAAUACAUGCUAUCUUCUGCUCUAAUUACAGAUUCUACUUACAGCGAUAUUUUGUCAUUUUUACCUACCGUUUAAAGCCCUAUUUGUGCAUGCUUGUAAACUCUUCUUCCUUGCUAGUGUUAUUUUGUCUCAUAUUUUUUUCUAAUGAAUGCAAGAAAAAAUGGCGAAUGAGGAUUUAAAUCAAAAUAAUGGCAAAGAAAAUUUAAAUUAAAUCUAUGCACUAUAAACACACGCAAACACACCUACAAUCAGUACACAGAAUCGUGACGAUGCUGAAUGUCGAUAGAGUAUUAGUAAAGCGUAAGGUAGCUUCAGCACAGAUGAGAAAACGCAAAACAAUACACGCACAAAGGUGCAAGAAAGCAAGAAAAGUGAAACACAGAGCAUGUGUGUAGACAGUUUAGAUAAGAUUGGAUAUUAUAUAUAUAUACAUACAUAAAUGGAUAUAUAUAUUUUUUAAACACAUUUUUUUCCUUCAACGAACAGUAGUGUGAAAAGGAAACGUUCCGCAGCAACAGAGAGAAGCUACUAGAUAAUUUUAGGAAGAGACAAACAGAGGCAGAGAAGCGGAGAAAGAGAGAGAGAGAAAGUAAAGAGAGAAAUUUAAAAGAAACUCACAACCCGAAAAAACAACACGCAACGCCAAUGAUGGUGCAAAACAAAAACCUUUUGGCACAACUAUGGUAAAGCUUUUUUUGUUAUUUUUUUUUGUAUUCCUUCACAAAACGAAUAAGCAAUAGCAAACAGCAGGGGCAAAGCGAUUGGAUAGAGGGUUUACUUUAAAACCCCAAACCCCGUUCCAAUUGAUUUUGAUUGGUGGUGGUCGGGUUAAGCAGGUGACGCUGGUUUCACUUUUUGGUGUUUGUUAGAAGCUUCGGUUUUUGGCACCCGCCGCGCACACACACACGUAACAUCGAAGCCACAGGUCAUUUCAUUACGGUGAGAAACCAACGCAACACUUCCCUCUUGACUCCCGGGACGGGAGGAAGCCAAAGCUCAAAGCUCAAAUACCACCAACAGCAUAGACAAAAAAAAACAAACAAACAACACAAAACGCUCUACUAUUUUUAUACUCGAUUCGGCACUCGUUUGUGGUGAUUGUGAUUGCCAUGAAUGAGGAAUAGGGAAUCGAAUUUAAAUCGACAACUGUGCAAAACGCGUUAAACUUUAACAAGAAAAGCAAAAUGAAGAAAAUGUCUAAAAGAAAUUAAAAUAAUAAAAACAUGUUCGUGAGCAAACCAAAAAACAAUAACACAACAAUCCAACAAAAGGGGAAAGAAUUUUAUACAGCUUCAUAGGAACUAAAUAUCAAAUCGAGGUGACAGAAAUCUUAAAAAAAAAAAAAUUGCUCAACCACACUUGGUAACUAAGGAAAACAAUAAACACCUCUCAGCGGCAACAUCACAUCACCUAUGCCCAAGGCUUGAGCAGCAAAAAUAAAAGAUCAAACAAAGAGAAAUGGAUAAAAUUUGUUUUUAUCUAAAAAGUACCGCAAUCAUUCAUCAUCGGUGACGGUUGUGUGAUUGUGUUUUGUAUACAUUGCGCAGUAGGCCGAUAAAGAAGAUCAGAAAGUGUUGAAAAAACAUGUAAAACACACACAUGCACACAAGAAAGAGCAAGAAAAGCAACAGAAAUGUGAACAAGUGAGUGAGAAAUGAAUGGAAUAGAAGAGAUUUAAAAAAGUAAAAAAAAGGAAUAAAUCGUUGAAAGAGAAAAGCGUUUGAAACAAGUAUAACAUAUAAAUGUAAAAUUAAAAUUUAGCUCAUACUUUGCGCUUCUUUACAGUAAAACGAUUCAAAACCUAUCGUUAGUAGGAAAGAGCAUAUGAAACCAAAACAAAGAAAGAGUUCGCCCUCUUGCAGACAAAAUUCAUAUCAGUUGUACCCGCUCGUGGAUUCAAGUGUUUCAAUUGUUUGGAUCGUUAUGUUUCGGUGUAGUUAAAAAAGGGCAAUUGCGGGGCUUACAGCUUGCACAAUUAUCUCUAUUGUCUCUUAUAAGAUAAAUUAAUUAAGUACGCUAUAAAAAGGCAACAUUCUUAUGAUGAUUUAGCUUCAAAAUUUAUAAAUACGAUAUUUAUCCAAAAUUUAUUACAACCCCCAACGGUUGCGGUUCGUGUAGAUGAGUUGUUCCGUUUUCAGCUAAAAUCAAUUCAGUACUUUCAGCCACUCGAUCAAUUGCAUUCCGCUAAGUAAGCACCGACCGAGUUACACACAGCAUCCUCCUGUUUUGUACACAUAUGUGUCGGUUUAAGCAGUGAGUGAAACAAAAUUAGUAUUGAAUAUAAAUUAUUAUAUAAUGGAAAUCUUAUUACGCAAAAAGAGAGCGAGAGAGAGAAGAAAAAAACAAACCUCAACGUUCACUCGAUAUAAUCGACUCCAAUCGCCAUACGGAUUGAUCUUGUAUAGGUUUUAUUACUCCCAAACAUUACAAAACACAUUAUAAUUAGCGUGCUGGCCCAUUGUGCAUUGCGCAAGUGGAAAAGUUAGUAUUAAAACAGCAAAAAUUGCAAGAAACUUAAAAGCAUUGUUAUUGUGUCGCUUGUUAAACUAAAGCCCCAAACCCAACCAACCAAACAAACAAAAGCACGUACCGAUAAAGUUCAUUUGCUUGGCGAAUUUCGUUGCACCGUUGGUACGUGGGUGUGCUGUGCGCAUUGCUCAUCAUCAAGCGCACUGAACACUAUUGCUGAAGGAGAUUUGUGUCCUCUUUAUGGCAGGGUAAGGAAUAGGAAAGAAAUAGUAAAACAAAAACAAAAACAAAAAAAAACAACAGAACGGAACUACCGAAACGUGUAAAUACAAUGAGAGUGAAGCAAAACAAAGAAGAAUAAAAAAGUGAAGAAAAGAACGCAAAAAUACACGAUCAAACGAGAAGGCCGGUGUAGCUAAAGCAAAUAACGUAACCGUAAGUAAAUAAGUGAUAUUUUCAAGUAGUUGGCAAAAUCUGAUAUAAAGAAGAAAACACGUAAACCAUGCAACCGACCAGUUGCACACACGAUAAAUAUUGAUAAACCGAGAGGCACGGAGGUAGAUUGUAAAAUAGAUAACAAAAAACCAGAACAGAAAACAAAAAAGAUGAUAAACAUAAGAAACAUUCCCCACCCUGGGCCGGUAUUUGUAUGUAAAGAUGUAUAUGUGCCAGUAUAACGCCAGCGGUUGAGCGGGAGAGUAUGUUUGUAUGUGUACGUAAGUAUGUGUGUGUGUGUGUGUGUGUGUUUGUAUGUAUGCUAUAAGAUGUACCGUAGGUAUUUAGCAAAUAUUUGACAACGGAAAAGAGGAAGAGGAGGCAACACAAAACAGAGACGCGUAAAUCAAACCGAAUAGUGUAAAACCAGACAAAUAGAGCAAAGCGAAACGUUGCAAAAGUUAGCAAAACCUAGUAUGCAGGAAAGAAAGCAGCGUAAGCCGGUAAGUUCCCGGAAUAAGUCGGGGAUGAGUUUAGAGAGGUAAUUGAGCGAGAAGCUAUUUUUUAUGAAAGUUUAUAAUUGUAAUUUUGUCUAUAGUUGAUUAAAAAGUAGUAUAAAUGCAAAGAGAAAAAAGAGAGGGAGAAAGAGAAAGGAAGGAAGUGAAAGAGAAAGGAAGAGAGAGAGAAAGAAUUGUAUUAAACAAACAGAGCGACAACUAAAAAUGGGAAAAGACAAGAAAAAAGAUCACACACAGGAACAUAACAAAACAAACAAAUCAAACUGAAAAGUUAUCCAAUUCAAAAGAUAAAGCAGAAAAAAAAACAAAAGCAAACGUUCAGCCGGAUUGAUCCUAAAUAGAGAAGAUAACAGAAGUUGGCAAAAAAAGAAAACAAUUCGAAUAGAAAAAAAA